AUGCCAAUUGUGAAUAUUCCAAUAAAAAUCCUUGGACAGCCACACAGCCAUAGUCGAAGCAAUUCAUCGUCGUCGGUGGAUCAGAAUCCGCAAGGAUCUCAACAACAGCAUCAGCAGCAACAACCAGCACCAAACAUGCAGAGGGACAAUUUUCCGGCAUUCUCCAGAAGUCCGAUUCCAUCGGACUUUGGCGAUUUUGGAUCAUCGUCAUUUCAAAAUGAUGGCGAUUGGGCGAAAUUCCCGAAUUUCCCGCGAGGAUUUGGCGAUUUUCCAAGUUUCGGUCGUCUCUCGCCGUUUCCACGCGAUGAUAUGAAUGGUUCACGGCAGAGUUUUCGUCGCAGCCCGACGCCCAACAUGGAAUCGCCGUUUUCGACGCUACGACGAAAUUCGGCGUCGAAUCCGCAACAACAAAACCAACACCACCAGCAACAACCACAGCCACAACAAAAUCCACAACCCGCCCAAGGACAUCAAUCGAGAAAACCGAGUCCCUCGCAUAACAAUAACGCUCCACAGAGUCGGCCGUCUUCAAAAGCUUCUAGAGAGCGAAAGGAAGUCGAAGUACCUGAGAGACCUGCAGUUAUUCCGCUUCCAUAUCCCGCUGAAAGCAAGAAGCCUGAAAAAAAUGCCGAUGACGAAUCGAACAUUGAAGAGAAUAUCGCGAAAAUAACGUUGGGCGAAUCAAACAAUGCGCGCGAGGCUGAUGAUAUUCCGUCGCCUUUAACGUCGCCGUUGGAGGGAAAGCCGAAACGCGGCAAGAAACUUCAGCGCAAUCAGAGUGUCGUCGAUUUCAACGCGAAAACCAUCGCUUCGCUCGACAAAAUUGAAGUCGACGUUGAAGCGAUUCGCAAAAAAGCGGCCGAGCUUGAACUUGAGAAGGAUCAGAUUUUGAAAACUCUUCGAGAGAUCAGCAUGCACAGCCAAAUGUUGAGACUCGCCGAAUGUGAUCGCGAAGAGAUUGAAGCCAUUACCGAGCGCUUAACAAAACGAACCGAGACGGUGAAGGUUGCCGUGGAGACGCCGCGAAAUGAAGAGCAGAAAUGUGCUCUAGAACGAGUGAAUAAAAUGAUGGACAGUUUGAUUACUAUGAUGAAAGAAAAUGUUGAGAAGGCAAAGCUGUGCCUUCAAACGUAUUUGAAUGCUUGCUCAAGUGAAGAAACCACUGGUUCUGUUUGCCAGAAUUUCCUUAAAAAUAUUAUUCAAUGCGCUGCCGAUGAUCAAAAGCAAAUCAAACGACGCUUAGAAGGCCUUGUGAAACAAAUUGAAGACGCUGAAAAGACAACCGCUGAAUUAAUUGAAGACGAGAGUGAAUAG
This is a messenger RNA of Caenorhabditis bovis, 1314 nucleotides long. The record is from the annotation of a GenBank genome assembly. Lineage: Eukaryota; Metazoa; Nematoda; Chromadorea; Rhabditida; Rhabditidae.